This is a messenger RNA of Morus notabilis, 3036 nucleotides long. Its product is annotated as putative receptor-like protein kinase At1g80870. NCBI's taxonomy places the organism in Eukaryota, Viridiplantae, Streptophyta, Magnoliopsida, Rosales, Moraceae. Gene Ontology annotation, biological process: protein phosphorylation. The coding region runs from base 432 to 2630 and encodes 732 amino acids. The record is from RefSeq and is a predicted model, not a curated record. Gene Ontology annotation, molecular function: ATP binding; protein kinase activity. The transcript has a single exon.
UCCAUCUUUGCCUCCAAAAUAAUUUUUUUUUUCUCUUUUUGUUUUUUGUUUUUUUUUUCUUUUUCUUUUUCAUAAUUCUUUGAUUGAGGAGCUUUCUCUUUAGUCAAAAGUAGUCUUGGGACCCUCCCUUCCAUCAUCUCCUUUUAUGUAAAUCCUGAUUUCCUAAUCACUAAAAUCACCAGAAUUUAGCUACAAUCUCUCCUUGGAUUAUUCCAACUGUAAAGCAAAACCGCAUAGGAUACUACUGAAAGAAAAGAAGAAGAAAAAAAGGAAAAAAAAAAAAAAGAAAAUGUGACAAUGAACAUUUUCAGAUUCCUUUCUCCUUCUCUUCUAACUCUUUGCUUCUUCUAAGUUCUAACACUUUGUGAUACCAAAACAACCACCAACAAAUCCCAGAACCAAAAAAAAAAAAAAAAAAAAAAAUCCCCAAUAUGCCUUCAAGGCCUUUCCCAGCAAAUCCCAGCUCUUUAACUCCAAGACCACCAAGUUUCUUGACCAAAACUAGAGUCUUGUUCUUGGCUCUCACAAUCUCAGCUUCUCUAGUUAUACUAGCCUCAAUUAUCUACUUUCUUUACCAUCUUUGGCACUCCCUUGUCCACAGGGCUAAAACCAUUCCAUUUGAUUCUAGUGCACCUCUCAAACUCCAGAGAUUCUCCUACAAAGAGCUCAAGAAUGCCAGUAAUGAUUUUGAUGCUUCCAAUGUUAUAGGCAAAGGCGGUUCAGGCACUGUCUUUAGAGGCAUUCUGAGAAGUGGGAAGUUGAUUGCCAUUAAGAGGCUUGACGCUUUGUCUUUGCAGACAGAGAGGGAGUUUCAGAAUGAGCUGCAGAUUCUUGGUGGGCUAAGAUCACCUUUUCUGGUGACCCUUUUGGGCUAUUGCGUUGAAAAGAAUAACAGAAUCCUUGUUUAUGAGUAUAUGCCUAAUAAGAGCCUUCAGGAAUCACUUUUUGGAGAUGGGGUUUCAAGUUUGAGUUGGGAAAGAAGGUUUGAGGUCAUUUUGGACGUGACUAGAGCGCUUGAGUUCUUGCAUUUGGGAUGUGAUCCACCGGUUAUUCAUGGAGACAUUAAGCCAAGUAAUGUUCUUCUAGAUUUUGAUUACAGAGCAAAGAUUUCGGAUUUCGGGUUGUCAAGGAUUAAGGUGGAGGGAGAGUUUGGUGUUGACAUGUUUAGUCAGGACUUGGGGAAGAGUCAAGAGCUUUGGAAAAGCCAAGAGCUUUCUGGGAAUUUGACUGCUGAGACUCCAACAGUUAGUACUCCAGUGGAGAGUAGUGCUCAUGAGGUAGAUUUUGCUCUUGCCUUGCAAGCUUCUUCUUCAUCAAAAAAUAGUCGAUCAUGUUAUUAUAAUGCUAAAGCUUUGAACUUGAAUUCUGUUAAUUAUAAUGCUAACAUAGCAACUGAGAGUGAUGUAAUUAGGAGUGGUGGUAAUAAUGCAAAAGGGAAGGAGGUUUCAAUUGUGGAUUUUGGUGGAGAUGGUUGGAAUCAUAAAUUUGUUCCUUAUGACGAUGAGCCUCCUUGUAGUAUUGAUCAUAGUAAGGAGUUGAAUUCCAAUAACACUUCUUCUCCUGUUGAUGAGGCUUUGGAUGCUAAACAAUGGGGUAAAGAUUGGUGGUGGAGACAAGAUGGGAGUGGUGAAUUGUGUAGUAAAGAUUAUGUUAUGGAGUGGAUAGGGAGUCAGAUUUGCCCUUCAACAAACCCUGAUUGGGAUGAAGGAAAGAAGACCAUUCAGGAGAAAGUUGAAGGAGAAGAGCAUUCAACCGCCUUAGAUGAGUUGGAAGAAGGAAAUGAGCCCCAUUUACAAGGAUUCGGGUUCAAACAUUCGGAUAAAGUGUUCGAGAAGAAAGAGUCGAGGUGGAGGAGAAACUGCAAGAAGAAGCCGAGAAAGAUGCAAGAGUGGUGGAGAGAAGAACACCUAGCAGAGAUUAGCAAGAAGAAAGGAAGUAGUAGUAGUAGUAAGCUAAAGAGCCUUGAGACCAAGUGGAAGAAAGGCUUCAAAAUUCCACAUUUCGAUUUGGGCAGGCGGUUUUACUUUCGGAGGCGAAAGAACUUUGCAGAGCAGAGUCAGAACGAGUGUGAUGAGAAUGGAGAGUUCAGCUUCAGAAGGGGUUGGAAGAAGAACAAGAACAACCACUCUGUUGGCAGUGACAUGUGGAGUGGAGACCUAUUCAGCCGCGAGCUUAGCAGCACAACAAGCAUGAGAGGGACAUUGUGUUAUGUUGCACCAGAAUAUGGGGGCUGUGGAUACUUAAUGGAGAAGGCUGAUAUCUACAGUUUAGGAGUUCUGAUCCUUGUCAUUGUGUCCGGUAGAAGGCCAUUACAUGUUCUUGCCUCGCCAAUGAAGCUCGAAAAGGCCAAUCUAAUAAGCUGGUGUAGGCAAUUAGCUCAAGCUGGAAAUGUCUUGGAGCUUGUGGAUGAGAAAUUGAAAGAUGAGUACAACAAGGACCAAGCCAGUUUGUGCAUCAACUUGGCAAUCACUUGCCUGCAGAAAAUGCCCGAGUUGCGACCGGAUAUCGGCGAGAUUGUUAGGAUUCUGAGAGGGGAAAUGGAUCUCCCUCCAUUGCCUUUUGAGUUCUCUCCAUCUCCACCUUCCAAGUUGUACAGCAGGUCAAGAAGAAAACACAAGGUCACUGACUAGGCCUUGUAACAUUCUGUACCUCUUUUUUUUCUUUAUUUGUUUUUUAAUAACUUUCUUUUAUGGUUUUCUAAUUGGGGUUCUUGGCCGCGUGUAAUAUAGCGGAGAUGAUUGAAAAAUCCAACAAAAAUAUGGGAACAAAGCUUGUGUCGCAUAAUGUGGAUUAUGUCUUGUGUAUUUCAGAUAGAGUUCUGCUUAUGUUUCAAUGCUUUGCUUUGCCACUUCAGGCUCAGUGGCUUAUGUUCAUCUUCACUGACUUUACUAUGUGCCUUGUCAUUUUUUUUUUUUAGGAUUUUUUGUUUGGUUUCUUUUUUACUUCAUGAAAUCAAAACUUAGCCCAAAACUCAUGCAUUGUUUGAAGCAAGAUAAUCUAUUGUAAGAUUUGCUUUCAAGUAGUGGUGUGGAAUUG